GCUUCUGAUGAAAUCUGAAACCAGGAGUAAUGAGGUCAAAUUGCAAAGCUUUCAUAGUCCACAUUAUGGAUCAGGAGUGACUGUGCCAGGAUUUGUUUGCAUCAUGAAUAGGUGUUAAAAUAAAUACCAAGCCAAGGAGCAACUGGGAAGGGGUGAUUGGAGCAUGGUGCUUAUUCCCAAGUAAAUGGGUUUAACAUCAGGGCAACAGAAGCAGAAGUUGAUUUAUUCCGGUAGUCAGAUAGUGCUACGAUUUAAUUAUCUAUAGUACAACUUUAUAGACACAAACAUGCAAGACCAUAAAAAGAAAAUGGGUGACUAUGCAGAGACUAAUGUGAAAAUACCUUUUGGAAGCAAAUAUCUAGAUGCUGCUUUCUCUAUCCCUGACAAGAUACUACCAUAUGCUGUGAUUCUCACUCAUGGAGCAUCUGGCGAUAUGAAUUUCUCUCACCUCAUAUCCCUGGCAAACUACCUUGCAUCUCAUGGGUUUCUUUGUCUGCGAUUUACCUGCAAAAGCCUUAACAUCAUCCAUAGAGCUAAAGCAUAUAAGGCAGUUGUGGAGUAUUUAAGAUCAUCAGGUGACUACAAGCUUUCUGGCAUUUUUCUGGGAGGCCGUUCAAUGGGUUCACGUGCUGCAGCCUCUGUGACACAUCAAGCUGACCAAGAUAAUGAUAGUUUCAUUCAAGGCCUGAUAUGUUUGUCUUAUCCACUGCAUCGACCAAAGCUUCAGACUAAGCUUCGGGAUGAAGAUUUAUUAUUCAUUAAGUCCCCUGUGCUAUUUGUGUCUGGAACUGCAGAUGAAAUGUGUGAUAAACAACUUUUGGAAGGUGUUGCAAUUAAGAUGAAAGCACCUAAGAAAAUUCACUGGAUUGAAAAGGCAAACCACAGCAUGGCAGUGAGAGGACGAACUGCUGAUGACAUCUUGUUGGAAAUAAAUAUGCAGGUUUUGUCUUGGAUCAAAGAAAUCACUGUGUAAGAACACAAGCAAUGGCCAACUUCUAAAUAGCAUCUGCAUUCUGUAUACAAAUGAUUGGUAACACCUUUUUAGAAGAAUGAAAUGUUUUCAGCCAACCAGGAGUAGCAUUUUGACAAAUAAAAAACUUGGAUCUCUUCUAUAAUUUCA
This is a messenger RNA of Elgaria multicarinata webbii, 1120 nucleotides long. It is a transcript of the gene TEX30, whose product is annotated as testis expressed 30. Lineage: Eukaryota; Metazoa; Chordata; Lepidosauria; Squamata; Anguidae. The coding region runs from base 287 to 973 and encodes 228 amino acids. The record is from RefSeq and is a predicted model, not a curated record. The transcript is spliced from 7 exons.